UGCGCGUAUCAGCCGACUCCAUCAUCAGCAUCCGACGCUGGCUGACAGCGGUCGAAGACAGCAUCCCUAAUAUUACCGACCCACGGUAACAUCGCAGGAUAUUUCCGAGCCCGACCGACCAGGACUGACGUUGCUCUCUUGUGACAAUAUUGUUUAUUGAGGCUGCCAUCUUACAAACCACCGAGCUGCAAAAUAUGUGUGUGCCCCCACUACCUGCAUUAGGUUGUGAUGACCCACACUACUUCCAAAUGUAUCUGUGACCCCCCCCUCCCCCAAUCCUGACUCCUAACCUCUAAUCCCUGACCUUUGACCCCCACUAUGGGCAGUGUUGGCAGUGGGGUGGCAGGAGAGCAGGAGUUUGCCAUGAAGUCUGUGGGCACGAGGACCACCCUGCCCCGGGCCCCUCCUCUCUCUCGCCGUUGCCCUGCCGACCGCAGCUGCAGCGCAGAGCGACUGCCCCGCCUCCCGGCCACUAUAUCAGACGGGACGGCCUCUAGUGAUGAACGAGGAAGUGUUAGUAUCGGGACUGGGACCUGUACCGGGACUGACCGGCCCACCGAAACAGCCUCCUCCACCAACACAGAAUGUACCAUGACAGCCCCAUCCAACAACAACCAGUUGGAGUGUGGAAACGGAGCAGGCAGGAGGGAGAGGGAGUGGGAAAGGGAGAGGGAGAGGCAACGAGAGAGGGGGCGAGAUAGGGACCGGGACAGAGACUGGGACCGAGAGAGGCUGGAGAGGGAACGAGAGAGGGAGAGGAACCGGGAGAGAGAGAGGGAACGAGUGGAGAGGGAGAGAUAG
This is a messenger RNA of Sphaeramia orbicularis (orbiculate cardinalfish), 801 nucleotides long. Its product is annotated as serine/threonine-protein kinase fray2-like. The record is from RefSeq and is a predicted model, not a curated record. Bases 319 to 801 code for a protein of 160 amino acids. The transcript is spliced from 3 exons. NCBI's taxonomy places the organism in Eukaryota, Metazoa, Chordata, Actinopteri, Kurtiformes, Apogonidae.